AUGGCGCUGAACUUCUUUGCUGCUCCCGAAGGCGACAGCCCGCCGGGCGCCACUUCUUUUCGAGCGGGAAAGUGCCGCAUCGAUGGAAACCUCGUUUCGCCAGAUACGCGGAAGGGUCGUCUGCAAAUUUGCGAGGGAGACGACGGCCUGACGCAUGUGCAGUGGAUCAACCGCGAAAAUCAGCAGACAGAGGACGACUUGAUUGUAAUCAACGAUGCAUACCUCGAGCGCGUUCCCGAGUGCACCACGGGCAGAGUUUACUGCCUCCGCUUCACCUCGAGUGACAAGAAGAUGCUGUUCUGGAUGCAAGAACCCGACGCAUCCAAGGAUGACUCCCUCAUUGAACAGUUCAACCGACACGCGGGCGGAAUCCCGCCAUCGCGGGCCAGCCGCGAGGCGAACUCGGGAUCUGCUUCUUCCGGAUCAGCAGGCGCCGUGCAGACGGAUGCGGGCCCUAACCCGCAAGGCAUUCAGCAGCUGCGCCGGCUGCUGGCGGAUUAUUCUGAGAGUCUCCGGAGAGCGCGCGGCGAAGCGCAGACUCCAGCGACACCGUUGGCGGAGGUGCUCAACGGUCAAACUCUCUCACGCGUCGCGAACGACGCAGACGUCGUUCGGGAGCUCGUCGAGCUCAUGCCCGAGGGAUGCCAGUCAGAGAGCGACGUGCGCGAGGCCCUGCGUUCCGCGCAGCUGGCGGCGCCUAUGAGCGGCCUUACGCAGGCGAUUUACACAGAUUCUGCGCCUCUGCUGUCCUCCAUGGGCGUCACAAUUGAGGAUCGGGCGGCAGCGACCUCCUCUGACCCUAUGAUGGCCUUCGCGCAGGCGCUCGAGAAGCACUACAAAGAGGACGGCGAGUCUGCGGCGAAGGAGGACGCUGCUAAGGCAGAGAGCCAAGAGACCGAGGCCGACGCGGAGGCGAGCCAAGAAGCGGCGGAAGGCGAGAAGAAAGCUGAGUAA
Besnoitia besnoiti is the source of this 954-nucleotide messenger RNA. Its product is annotated as putative adhesion regulating molecule region protein. Gene Ontology annotation, cellular component: proteasome regulatory particle, lid subcomplex; cytoplasm; nucleus. Gene Ontology annotation, molecular function: proteasome binding; endopeptidase activator activity; ubiquitin binding. Lineage: Eukaryota; Apicomplexa; Conoidasida; Eucoccidiorida; Sarcocystidae. The record is from RefSeq and is a predicted model, not a curated record. Bases 1 to 954 code for a protein of 317 amino acids. The transcript has 9 exons. Gene Ontology annotation, biological process: ubiquitin-dependent protein catabolic process.